AUGGACCGGACGAAGAUGUUUAGACCCUUCCUCUAUCUCUUUCUUCUGUCUUGUUUCCCUAGCCUAGCCCAGGCUUUGAAAUUCCCACAUUUUCAGAGAGGUUCCAAUGUAGUUCCAGUUGCGCCAAAGGCUGCCGCGGAGCUAACUUCCUUAUUGCAUCUGGACAACGUGAAAAGGAAUGAAAUAUUUUCAGAGGCUAUUCGGCUACUCGACUCUAUGCAGUCCUCUUCUUCUUGCAAUCAGCGCGCCGUCACGGACCUACUCAUGUCUUGUCAGGCCUUGGAAGGUAACCAGAGGGAGCACGACCAAGAUUUUUCCCUUCAAUUAGACCAAUUCAAAUCUUUAUAUGCCGCUAGGCUGGCGGUGUGCGAGCUUAGGGGCGCGGGAGCAACCGUUCCUGACAAGUGCCUACCCAUUCUUAACUCGUCCAAAGAAAAUACCGAACCUCAAUUUCAUGAAACCUUUCAUCGCGGCUCCAAGGAGCACCGCGGCGUCCCUGCUCAGCUAGAAUCCUGUCUUCAUUCUUUAGAAUCCAGGCCUCAGUGGUGGACGAGUUACAGCAACAACCGUCAGAAUGCAGCUGUUAUGUGCCAGGCAGCACGCUUUGAUAUAGAACGAGACGAGCUGCUAAAACACCACAGGAAACUUGCUAAGAUUACAUUUGGGCUUACUGAAUCUUUGAACCAGUCACUGACUGAUGCUGCAAAUGAAGCGGUCAAGCAACAUGUUUUUCUGAAUUUGAUUAAUGAUCUACGUUCAAGAAUAAUCGCUGACUUACAGGAUGUCGACGUUACCGCUCGCACCCGGUUUGCGUCAUUUGUUAGUGAAUUGGAGGUGCAAAUACGUCAAACGAGUUCGGAGACGAAGGAGUUCAUGGCCGAUAUCCUCUCAGAUACAGGACUGCUAUCGAAGGACAUCCGUUCGUCGAUUCAGUCGAUCCAGGAUUUAAAGGAGAGGGUAAACGAGGCCUACAUCGAAUUGAUGAAAAGGAACUCGGAAUCCGCAGCCGCAGCACAGGAAAACCAACAGGCAAAUAUUGAAGUAGUCUCAGCGGUUCGGCAGUCUCUAGAUCAGGUUAAAGAUCAAAUUCAGGUCCUCAACAAUCAAGAAUUCAGCCUCCUCCAUUCCUCACUUCGAUCUUUGAAUGGGUUGAUAUUUUCAAUGCACCAGAAGCAAACUUCUUUAGACCAGGUAUCCCUACCCUGA
This is a messenger RNA of Uncinocarpus reesii 1704, 1206 nucleotides long. RefSeq lists its product as uncharacterized. The transcript is spliced from 4 exons. Gene Ontology annotation, cellular component: endoplasmic reticulum membrane. Gene Ontology annotation, biological process: nuclear membrane fusion involved in karyogamy; karyogamy involved in conjugation with cellular fusion. NCBI's taxonomy places the organism in Eukaryota, Fungi, Ascomycota, Eurotiomycetes, Onygenales, Onygenaceae. The coding region runs from base 1 to 1206 and encodes 401 amino acids. The record is from RefSeq and is a predicted model, not a curated record.